Apiotrichum porosum is the source of this 873-nucleotide messenger RNA. RefSeq lists its product as uncharacterized. Bases 1 to 873 code for a protein of 290 amino acids. The transcript is spliced from 5 exons. Gene Ontology annotation, cellular component: trans-Golgi network membrane; recycling endosome membrane. The record is from RefSeq and is a predicted model, not a curated record. Gene Ontology annotation, biological process: protein transport. Lineage: Eukaryota; Fungi; Basidiomycota; Tremellomycetes; Trichosporonales; Trichosporonaceae.
AUGAGUGCUUACCGCGCCGACGCAAAUCCAUUCGACGACCCGGGGUCCAACCCCUUCUCACAGUCCAACAACUCGGCAUUCUCCCUCGACGAUGUGGGCGGAGGUAACAGCGCGCCCUCGGGCGGCAUUGCCAACAUGUCCGCCUACGUCGCCGACCACGACCGUCGCGCACGCGAUCUCGAGGCAAAGCAGCGCGAGCUCGAGGAGCGCGAGCGCAACCUGUCUGCGCGCGAGGCCGAGGUUGAGCAGUACAAGGCCAACUGGCCGCCUUUUAUGCCACUGAUCGUCCACGACAUCAAGUUCGUCCCCACCGAGCACCAGCGUAACGCUCGUCUCAUGUACUUUUACUGGCUCGAGCUGGCGGCGACCCUCGUGUUCAACUUGCUCGGAUGCCUGUUCCUGUGGAUUUCCGGUGCCAUGGGAGGCUUCUCGUCCUUUAUCUCCUCGAUCUUCUACCUCGUGUUCAUCCUCCUUCUUUCGUUUGUUCUGUGGUACUACCCCGUUUACAACGGCUGGAGGCGCAUCAACAAGCGCGGCGCUGCUAUUCUCUUCUACUGCUACUUUAUCUUUGGCGGUAUCCACAUCAUCUACUGCCUGUACAUGGCGAUCGGUGCUCCUUACACCGGCUCGUCGGGUCUUGUGAACACCAUCCGUCUCCUCAUCGGCGAGCACAACGUGUCGGGCAUCAUCGGUAUUGUCUUUGGCAUCAUUGCCUGCGUUGGCUGGAUCGUCCAGCUCCUCGGCGGUCUUGUCCUCUACAAGCUCGUCUGGGCCUUUAAGAACAGCAACGCCGAGAUCAACUGGGCCAAUGCCAAGACCGAGUUCACUGGUCUCAAGACCAUCUUCAAGCUCUUCAAGGGCUCGUCGACAUAA